Clarias gariepinus (North African catfish) is the source of this 3339-nucleotide messenger RNA. Its product is annotated as zinc finger protein 239-like. Gene Ontology annotation, biological process: regulation of transcription by RNA polymerase II. NCBI's taxonomy places the organism in Eukaryota, Metazoa, Chordata, Actinopteri, Siluriformes, Clariidae. The record is from RefSeq and is a predicted model, not a curated record. The coding region runs from base 511 to 1647 and encodes 378 amino acids. Gene Ontology annotation, cellular component: nucleus. Gene Ontology annotation, molecular function: DNA-binding transcription factor activity, RNA polymerase II-specific; RNA polymerase II transcription regulatory region sequence-specific DNA binding. The transcript is spliced from 6 exons.
GGUUUGCGACCCGCCAGUUAAAUCAAAGAAGAAAAAUAAGCGGAAUUCCUUGGGAUUUGAACGCCAAUAAGCGGAGGGUUUUGCUGUGUGAUGUUGAUAAUCGCCUCCACACUGAGAUGUUACUGACGGAUUUUUACAGAGACUGUUUGAUGAGAUGAAUUAAAACUCCAAGCUUGUUGUGUCUGAGGGGAACGAGGCAUCUGUCCCGUCGCCUAAACAGCUCACGCUGGAGGAAGCUGAGCUUUACAAGCUGCUUACUCAAGCAGGGGAGGGGGAGAGGGGGCUCCUUGAGUUACCCAUGCUAAGCUCACUACCAUAGAAAGAUGACUUCAUUGUUGAUCAGCUGAUCAGUUUAUCAGCUGUUUGCUGGAGCCACAGCCAUAAAAGCUGCUAGUCAUGAUCGGUUUGGAUAUGUGAGAGAGAAACAUAAAGGUGAAACCAGGAGAUGUCCUUAUUGAAUCAUCAGAGUUGAACAGAUAACACAUUUUCCCAAGUCUUCCCUUGCCCCUGAUGUGUUCACUGUACUUAGAUUUACCUCCAAAAACACUUCAAGAUAUGGCCUUUGAAGAAAGUACUAAGAAAACAUUAUCUGGUCAUCGUGAAGAAUAUCAUGAAGAAAUGAAGAACCAAAAUUACCAGUGCUCAGGUUGUGGGAAGAGAUUUAGUUACCCAAGUCGUCUGAAAAGACAUCAGCGCAUUCACACAGGAGAGAAGCCGUAUCACUGCGCACAGUGCGGAACGAGUUUUACUACUUCUAGUUCUCUCCAAACACACAGGCUCAUUCACACUGGAGAUAAGCCGUAUCACUGCUCACAGUGUGGGAAGAGUUUCACUGCAUCUAGUUCUCUCCAAACACACAGGCGCAUUCACACAGGAGAGAAGCCUUAUUAUUGCGCACAGUGUGGAACCAGUUUUACAAGGGCUGAUGACCUACAAAAACACCAGCGCAUUCACACAGGAGAGAAGCCGUAUCACUGCACACAGUGUGGAAAGAGUUUUUCUACUUCUAGUUCUCUCCAAACACACCAGCGCAUUCACACUGGAGAUAAGCCGUAUCACUGCUCACAGUGUGGGAAGAGUUUUACACAGGCAUGUCACCUGCAAAGACACCAGCGCGUUCACACAGGAGAGAAGCCGUAUCAGUGCUCACAGUGUGAGAAGAGUUUUACUGCAGCUAGGUGUCUCCAAGCACACCAGCUUAUUCACACUGGAGAGAAGCCGUAUUACUGCUCACAGUGUGGGAAGAGUUUUACUGCAGCUAGUUCUCUCCAAACACACCAGCGCAUUCACACUGGAGAGAACCCAUAUCAGUGCUCACAGUGUGGGAAGAGUUUUACUGCAGCUCGUUAUCUCCAAACACACCAGCGCCUUCACACAGGAGAGAAGCCGUAUCAGUGCUCACAGUGUGGGAAGAGUUUUACUGCAGCUCGUUAUCUUCAAACACACCAGCGCAUUCACACGGGAAAGAAGCCGUAUCAGUGCUCACAGUGUGGGAAGAGUUUUACUGCUGCUAGUUCUCUCCAAACACACCAGCGUAUUCACACAGGAGAGAAGCCAUAUCACUGCACACAGUGUGGGAAGAGUUUUACACAGGCAGGUCAUCUGCAAACACACCAGCGCAUUCACACGGGAGAGAAGCCGUAUUAGUGCUCACAGUGUGGGAGGAGUUUUAGACAUGCAGGUCAAUUCAGAAGACACCAGUGCUUUUGCACGGGAGAGAAUCCAUAGCAAUCACAACAUGGGACGUGUUGUAUGCACUGCCGUCACUCCUAAAUAUACUGCCUGCCAACAUAUAAUCAGAAGAGUCAAUUUAUUGGGCUGCAUCAAGCUAAGAAAACAACUGAAGAGAUUUGAAAUUACUGGAAAAGGAUUAAGAAACCAUAAAGAAAUAUAAAUACUUGGAACGAUAGUGCUGAACUAUCAACUUUUUAGAAGAAAUAUCGGGGGGAAAAAACGUGAAUUGAGACCACAUAAACACUUUUAUAAAGUUACAUGAAAAAAAAUCAACAACCAAAAAAAAAGCUAUAUUUAAUAGUGGAAGGAAAGAAAGCAUUUCUAUACACACAUAAUGUGAUGACAACUCACAGGAUUGGGACUGAACAGCCAUAACAGCCACUGUGUGUCCAUAAGAAAACCACUUGAUAGCAAGAACCAUCAGAAAGACUUAAAUUUCCUGGGGAUCAUAAAGAUUUGACGUUGGAGCAAUGGGAAAAGGUCAUGUGGCCUGAUAAUUCCAGAGUGAUUGGUGCAUCAGGGGGGCUUCCACAUCUUAUUCACCAUUGGGUGCGGCGUAACACAAUCUGAGGACAGCGCUAUCUGCUCCUGCCGCUCGCGUGAGCUCACAGACGCCCCUGAUUGACUGUAGAGCCGCAAUUAUAGUGAGAGCACUAAGUACCUUUCAUCUCUCGCCUCGGCUGCGAGAGGUUACAGCAUCACCAAGGGAUCAAACUUAUUAUUUUUGACUUUCUGAAAUUGAGACUGUAAUACGUGGACUGCACACCCAGAUAUUACUACUUACUUGUAAAGAUUAUCCAUGUAGCAAUUAAAACCUGCAAUUUAGUUUUUCCAGCUGAAAAUGUAUUAGUUUUUAUAACGAGUAAUAAGGUUUUCAUUUAAAAUGACUUUGUUUUUGAGUAUACUAUGACAGACUCAUCAUUAUUUGAGUAUUCAAAGAGACGCAGCGUCUGACAUCAACAUCUUAGCGGGUUUCAAAAGACCAAGAUGACUGCCAUGUAACAGGAAGAGGAAUUUUCGUGCGAAACUGGACAUGACUGAUAUCAAUAUACUGAAGGCCACAGUGGGCACAACAAUGGGGAUCUACUCUAUGUUGCCAGGGGGACUUCCAGCAGUGACUGUUCUGAUGUUGGAGUAAUCCUCGAGGGUGAUUUUUGAUUCAUUGUUCCUUCAGAUGUCAUGAGUAAAAUUCUUCUACCUUUACAUUCCUGGACUGAGUGGUUUGACUGGUUCUGUCUGCAAAUUUAAGGUUACUGAUGUGCAGUUGUAAUUACUGUCAAAUUAUGUGCAUAUGUAAUUAAUAUUCCAUAUGCUGUUUUACCAUUGUAAUUCCUAUACAGUUAUCUGUAUAUUUGUUGUUGUUUCUAUUUUGUUUGGCAAUAUUCUAUAUAUUGCAAAGUAAUCUUUGCAUUGUUGCAUAGCGCCUUAACGUAAACUUGUUCAGUGCAUUUCUUGUUCAGGGAGUUGUGUAAACUAUAAUACUUUCAAAACACUAAAAUGCAGUGUUUCAGUUUGGUGACAUCAAUUGCUUACAUUUUUAUGUCAUUUUAACUUUGCCCAUUUAAUGUGCAGACACCUGCUGUUGAUGAAGGAUCUUGAUUAAAG